Cuscuta campestris is the source of this 915-nucleotide messenger RNA. The record is from the annotation of a GenBank genome assembly. Lineage: Eukaryota; Viridiplantae; Streptophyta; Magnoliopsida; Solanales; Convolvulaceae.
GAAUUGAAUCCGAUGCAGUAGCUUUGUUGAAGAUCAGUGUUAGCCCGGCUGACUGAUGUAAAUAUCUUCAUGUCUCGCGGAGACCAUCUUCGAUCGAGGUGCCUCAAAUAGAGGGCUUAAAUGAAUCGGGCGUCCCCGAUAUGAGCUUUGCUCACUUUUUUGCUGAAACCGAUGUGCAAUCGGUGUACCCAAUUCGAUUGGGCUCAGGCUUAUUGGAAAAUAUGUGCUGCUUGGAAAGAUCCCAACGGAAAAAUAAGUUAUUUUUGAAGCACCAUGGUUUGAUCGUCCUUCCAGAUCCGACCCAAAACGAUGCUGCUCGGCAGGCCUGUAUUGAGAACUUGGAGUCGUUGGAGCACUUGAUGUCGAUACUCAUAGCUCCGCCACUAUCGGAACUAGGGGCAGCGGUCAAGCUAUCAUCGUUUUUCGGAUUGUCCCCGUCACUUUUCACCGCAACAUCAGCGUCGCCUCAGCCACUCAGACUCUUGGACUCCACCAAGGUCUUCUACAUAGACCGAGUGGUGCUCUAUAGUAGAGACGUAGAGAGAAUGUUGCCUGCAUUUCUGGGAUGGACAUCUAAGAUCCUAAGGGAUAGGGAAAAAAAGGAGGUCAGAGCAGGUGGAUUCGGGUUGGGGUAUGAUGAUGGUAGAUUUGUUGGUGAGGUGAUGGAUGUGAGCUCUGGUGACACAGUUGUUGGUGCGUGUUUAGAACGGGUUAAUGUCGAAACUGGUAAUGGUGAUGCGGCAGAACCAAUGGGAGAGCCGAGGGAUGAUCCGGUUGAGGUAAGUGCAGGGGGGAUUAGUUGGCAAACCGUGAACUGAAUUUUUUUUUGGGUUGAAAUUUAAUUCUUUUUAUAUUAUGACACCCUUAUGCAUCAAGUUUUUGUUCAAAAGUUUGCAGAAAAGGGGAAAGUACUGG